UAUGCACACACGUCAUAUUUAUGUAGUUAUACAUAUUAGUCCCGAGACAUAUAAAGACCAUGUUACUUCGACUUACCCAACCAAAUCAGCCACUGAUUUAAUGAAGACCAUGUAACUUUGACAUGGCCAAUGAAGUUUCAUCUGUUACUGUUACCAGGUGUUAUAAUAAGGAUGGUGUGGAUCUUGUCUCAUAACCACACUUUAAAUACAGAUUCUUGUGUAAGGGUUUUAUUUAGUCUGUAACCCUGCAUAAAACUAAAAAUAUGCUUUCACACAUUUGAAUGGGAAUGGUGGGCAGGUAUGGUAAGGCAAAGUUGUCCCUGUGCGUAAUUAAUUAAGUGCUGUGCCAUGAAAGACACGGGAAUGGAAGUGCAGUUCCACCGUUCUUGAGCUUGGACACUAGAUGGAGAAUCUGUGUGUGGAUAUGGAAGAUGAGGAUGAUGACACAAUCAACUUCAGUGCUCUUGAAACUGAACUUCAUGCAGCCUUAGAAGAAGAUGCCAAGUACUGGCGAGAGAAUGAUGCAAAACUUAGAGCUGUGGAACAGAGAGUUGCCACAUUUGAUGAAUUCAGGGACCUGGUGAAAGCAUCACAUCUGAAACCACUGGAUAAACAAGAAAAGCUAAACAUCUUUCAGUCCAAGAGAAGCAGUAUAUGGAAUAGCCUUGCUCCUAAAAAGAAACAGGGAAUUGAAAUGGAAACUACCCAGUCACAUUCUCUGAAUAUGAUGCAGCAAGAUGAUCAUGUACCAAUGACGACAGUAGAAUUUAUACAACAGUGGAGACCACUGGAUAUAUGUGAUCGCCUGCUGCUCCUCAAAUUCACUGGUGCACAUAAAGUGGGAGAAUUGGUGAAGUCUGAAAUACCAGUGGGAAUAUUAGGGGAGAUCUUACAGGCAUUAUUGGCUUUCUCUUUAAAUACUCCAGAUAUUGUAUUUGUCGUCAGGUUACUGGAAUCUUUAACAGAAGCAAAACGGUUUAAUCUAAGCCUUCAGUUUUUGAGCUCUGUAGAGAAAGAAACAUGCAGACAGUUGAUGGAGAAGUUAAGCAGUAGUUUCCAGAAUCGCCAACAAGAUCUGGCAGAAGAAGGAAUCACAGAAUGGACUGUUCUUGAGCUCAAAAAUAAAUAUAAAGUGUAGGAUCACUGCAGCACACAGUCACAAAUUUUACAUUCAGAAUUGGGUACAAUACUUCUGGUAUUAUCAAGUACUCCGAUGUUAGUUGAAAUGUCUUGCUAAAUGCACUGACCACCUGUGGAAAAUCAGUCACAACAAUCUGAUUUUUUUGUAGUGCAGAUCCCUUUGUGCUUAGUGCUCACACUGCUUUUGUGUUACACAUUCCUUCCAUGCACUUCAGCUACUGAUGAUCAAGGAAUAUACAGCAGAAGUGAAGCUCACACUGGAACCCACCUCAAGCUGCACAGCAAUUAUAAUCAUAAUACAUCAGUCUAGCCUUUGGUUCCUGGCCAGCUUUAAUCCCUUCACUGUUGAUAAAAACAUGUUCAUCAUAUGUGUUUCAUAUUAGUCCUAACAGUCAGAAUUUUGACGUGCAGCAUUUUAAUAUAAAAACGUAAACUUGUUCCUGAGCUUAAUUAAGCAUCAUGCCAUGAAGACAUAGCGGAAUGGAGG
This is a messenger RNA of Cryptotermes secundus, 1627 nucleotides long. RefSeq names its product coiled-coil domain-containing protein 103. The record is from RefSeq and is a predicted model, not a curated record. Gene Ontology annotation, cellular component: outer dynein arm. NCBI's taxonomy places the organism in Eukaryota, Metazoa, Arthropoda, Insecta, Blattodea, Kalotermitidae. Bases 404 to 1138 code for a protein of 244 amino acids. The transcript has 5 exons. Gene Ontology annotation, biological process: inner dynein arm assembly; determination of left/right symmetry; epithelial cilium movement involved in extracellular fluid movement.